Messenger RNA from Parastagonospora nodorum SN15, 1326 nucleotides. RefSeq lists its product as hypothetical. NCBI's taxonomy places the organism in Eukaryota, Fungi, Ascomycota, Dothideomycetes, Pleosporales, Phaeosphaeriaceae. The record is from RefSeq and is a predicted model, not a curated record. The transcript is spliced from 6 exons. The coding region runs from base 1 to 1326 and encodes 441 amino acids.
AUGGACAAUUUCGACAUGUCCAACUUCGACCCCAAUGCCAUUCUGCGAGGCGCACAGCUGACUCUGGUCGGUGGUGGGUGUAGACUGUUGUACAUAAACCGUGCCCUCCAGAACCCAGGCAUAUUCACUUCGGACCACUACCGCCAAGCAGCCAUCGCUGUGGCAGCCGGCAUCGCGAUUCGAAUCAUCGUCGCCAUACCCGUACGCUUCCGCCUCGCCGGCAUGCCACUCUUAGGCAAAAUUGUUGGCGUGCGGGUGCUGCUAUGGAUCAUUUCGCUGUUCGUCAAUAUGGACCAUACCACAUGGGACGAAAGCGUCGUGGGUGGACUGCACUACCUUGAGCACACGGUGCUUCAAGUACCCUUCUUCCUGAUGACCAUGAUGCGAUAUCUCACACCAACGCUGGACCAGAUGUUCAUGGACUCCCUCCGGUGGGUUGACCAGACAUACUACCAGAAGCACAAGACCGAAGACCCCCACAACCUCCGCGCUCUCUACCACCAGAACCUCGAGCAAUACCCAAACCACGCACCGAAGCCUCAAACAGAGAAGAAGACGCCGUUGAAACAAGCAGUCAUCAUGUAUGCCACAAAGCAGGGGCGCAAGGCUGGCAUCUCACUGGCAGUCCUUGGUCUGUCGUAUCUGCCCUACGUUGGUCGAUUUGUUCUACCAGCAGCCAGUUUCUAUACCUUUCGCAAGGCAGUGGGUACCCAGCCAGCAGGUGCAAUCUUUGUUCUAUCGCUGGCCUUCCCGCGGAGAUAUCUCGUUACCUUUUUGCAGGCGUACUUCUCUUCCCGUACCCUGAUGCGUGAGCUUCUCGAACCGUACUUCGCGCGUGUACGUUACAAUAAAGACCAGAAGAAGCUGUGGUUCAAAGACCGCGCUGGCGUUCUCUUCGGCUUCGGCCUGGGCUUCUACAUCUUCGUCAAGAUCCCUCUCGUGGGAGUCUUAAUCUACGGUCUCGCAGAAGCCUCGACAGCAUACCUCAUCACCAAAGUCACCGACCCGCCGCCUCCACCAACCGAGGCCGAGAAGUUCAAGGAGGAGUCGCUUCGCUGGAAGAACAAGCACGAGUUCUUGAACAUGCCAUGGCACAACAUGGACACGUACAAUGUCGCAAUGCACAAGCCAGAGCAGCAGUCGGAAAACCACAUUCGACAAACCCAAGCAGCGCACCACAGCAAAAACGCGUGUCUACCGCCCACUAGCCAACGGCAUCAUCCCGGCUUCAUCGCCUACGUCCCACGUUGCCGAACAUCUAGCUCCCUGCACGAUGAUGAUAUACUGUCCACCCCGCAGUGGGGUAUCUUGCUCCGAAAGCGGUAG